AUGUCAGAAUACUCAGAAUACUUUAAAAAUAUUUCACCUAUAAGCACUGCUUCGGAUUUGGGUUUUAUUUUGGAUUCGAAAUUGGAAAUUUUUAAACCUACUGAAAAUUCUUUAAUUCAAUUGGCAGAAUUGAUGAGACCAAAUAGGUUUGAAAUUUCAGAUCAAGAUAUAUUCACAGAAUUGAUGGAACUAGAUGAGUCUGAAAUUUCAGAUCAAGAACUAGAUGAAUUUGAACCAUUGAAUCAAAGUCCUUUAAUUGUGUCAGAAUUAGAAAAUCUUGAUUCUACAGAACUUCUCUUGUUAACUGAACCAGUAGAAUUAGUUACUGGAUCAUAUUUUCCUUCUUGGUUAAUUGCUGAACACUAUGUUAAGGAGCAUGGUCGGCAAAGAGGAUUUGCUAUCAAUCGCUAUAGAGUUAGUUAUUACAAAAACUCUAAUUCAUCUAAUCAAAUUAUGAAAAAAAGAACACUUUCUUGUAAGCAUGCUGGAAUCCAUAAGCCUAAGAAAACAAAACUAUUGGAUCAGCAAUAUAAUAAAGAGUUAAAAAAAACGAAUUGCAAGUGGUAUGUUAAUUUAUCUAAGCCUAACAAUAGCAGUUUUGUACAUGUAACUUGUGUACAAUUAGAACAUAACCAUGAAUUGUUGGUUGAUAAUGCAAAAUUCGCUACAAGAUUCAGAAAAUUUGAUCAGCCAAUAUUAGCAGAAAUUGAGCAUGCAGUGAAUCUUUCUAAUGCUAUUCAGAAAAUCAAAUAUGAUAGACAAAUUACAGGAUCUGAUGCAUCUCAAUUGUUAAAAUUUUUACUUAAUCAACAAAAAGAGGAGCUAUUGAUAUUUGUACAGCCAUUAAUAAACACAAAUAGUUGUGAACCGAAAGGUAUAUUGACUGAUAUGGAUCUAGCAAUAGAAGCUGUGUGUAAGCACAUGUCUCAAAAUUUACCAAAACGACUUAAAGCCAAGCUCAGAACUGCAAAUUUCAAGCAAUUUAUUUGUGACUUUUGGAAAAUGCAUAAUGCAUUAUGUGUAGAUGUUUUUGAGCAACAAUUUCAAGCCCUAUUGAAAACUUACUCUAGUAUUAAUAGAUAUUUACAAGAUCCACUUUAUUCAACACGUUCAACUAUGUCAGAUGAUCAAAAUGAAUCCUAUGAAAAUCUGAUCACAACUGAUAAUUCAGAAGACAUCAAGGAUAUUGAAGACUACUACAAUUAUCAGCAAAUAUAUUUAAAAUCACCAUUAAAUUCAGUUGAGAGAAAUUCAGUUAAAGAAAUAUGGCAAAUUGUUCCUUAUAUGAUACCAAGUUCAUAUCAGCAUAUUAUAAUUCUUAACGAUGGAACUCACUUAUAUACAUGUUUAUUAUUAGUUUCUAAUAAGAUUGUUUGUUACUAUUAUUUCAAGUUAAUGAUUAAAAGUCAAAAUGCUUUGUUUCACCCAUUGCAAAUGCCAACAAGAUGGCUCAGAGAUGAAGUCUGGACUUCUGUUGAUUUUAUUUUUAAAGAACUAUUUAUUGAAACGUCAUCGAAAAAUUUGAACCAAGAUAUCUUUCAGCAAACUAAUUUACUUCUAGACAUUAUAAUAAUGUUCAAGAAGUUCAGACUCAAAGAUAAUGAUCAGAGUGGUUUAGAUGACAUUAUAUUAGCGUAUAUUUCUGAAAAAGUGGCAAAGCUAAAUAAUAAGAUACAAUUAGAAAGAGAGAAUGUCUUUAAUAAAGAUAUAAAUUCAAAUAAUAUAAUAAAAUUGCCAGAUAGUCACGUUUACAAUGUGGAUGAUAUUAAAGAUUUAACAAAAUAUAAGGUAAAAAGUAGUAAUGUUGUUCAAAAAGAAAUUAUUUAUGAAGAACUUGAGAAUGCAGUAAGUAGUAGUAGUGAUAAUACUAGUGGAUAUAAAUGUAGAUUAUACAAUAAGACUGGGCAUUAUGCACCUAGAUGUCCUA
Molecule: messenger RNA, 1927 nt
Organism: Dentiscutata erythropus
Lineage: Eukaryota; Fungi; Glomeromycota; Glomeromycetes; Diversisporales; Gigasporaceae
Source: the annotation of a GenBank genome assembly